Molecule: messenger RNA, 1811 nt
Organism: Papaver somniferum (opium poppy)
Lineage: Eukaryota; Viridiplantae; Streptophyta; Magnoliopsida; Ranunculales; Papaveraceae
Product: DNA-dependent metalloprotease WSS1-like
Exons: 7
Coding region: 352-1497 (381 amino acids)
Source: RefSeq, a predicted model, not a curated record
UCAAGUAUCAAGUGGAUUUGGGUUUAGGUCCAUCACACGGUGGCCCGCCAUAUCGUUGUGUUUCCUUCUUUUUUUUCGAAAAAUUGGCACGUCUCAUUUUGACCUGACUGAAAAAUCAAACGACAUCGUUUUUGAAAUAUUCUUCUCCCGCGGCAUUAAUCAUUCACAGAAUCACAGACUUCCUCUUCGUCCCGUUGAACUCAUUUCGAUGGUCUCCUCCAGAGAGUAGAUCCUUCUCUGUAGGAGAAUGCAAAAUGGGGAAAAAAAAGGUAACUCUAUCUCCUUUCACCUUCUUCCUCUCAAGUAUCUUUUGCUCAGGAUCAGGUCAGCGUAUCCAUUUUUGACUAAGUGAUGGAUCUUGGUGAUCUAAACAAAGUCUGGGAAAUUAAAGCACUAAAAAGGAAGCCUAGAGAAGAUGAAGCUAGAAAGAUUCUGGAGAAAAUAGCUAAACAGGUUCAACCAAUCAUGAAGAAACACAAAUGGAGGGUUAAACUUCUGACUGAGUUCUGUCCAGGUAAUCCAGCUCUGCUAGGGGUGAAUGUGGGAGGAGGUGUGCAAGUUAAGCUAAGAUUGCGGAGACCAUACAGGGACUUGGAUUUCUACCCUUAUGAUCAGGUUCUUGAUACUAUGCUUCAUGAACUUUGCCAUAAUGCUCAUGGUCCUCACAAUUCCAGUUUCUAUAAACUUUGGGAUGAGCUCAGAAAGGAGUGCGAGGAGCUGAUGACGAGAGGAAUAACUGGGACGGGGGAGGGGUUUGAUCUUCCUGGGAAACGUUUGGGGGGGUUUUCUCGUCAACCCCCACUUUCAUCUAUCCGACAAGUUGCACUGACUGCAGCAGAAAAGAGAGCUCGUGUUGGGUCUCUCUUACCUCAUGGACCCAAGCGCUUGGGUGGUGACAAUGAUAUUAUGGUUGCACUUAGUCCAGUACAAGCUGCAGCAAUGGCUGCAGAAAGGAGACUUCAAGAUGAUAUGUGGUGUGGGUAUGAAUCUUUUGGAGGAUCUGAGGAAGAAAAGAGUAGUUCUGACAUACCCCAGACUGUUGGAUCAAAGGCUGCGCCAUCUGCUAAUAAUUCAAAACAGGCUGGUGGUUCUGAAUCUCGCAGUGCAAACACAAGGCUUUGCAAAAAGAGCCGUUUGUUAAAUAAUGAUACAUCUGUUCUGCCGUCCAAGGGGGGAGAAGAAUCUAGUUUGAUGGGCAUAGCUGCACAAGCUUCAACAUCUGUGUGCAUACAAAAUCAUAAGGCAUCAGACAGUUUUGAGGAUAAAGUAAUUUGGGAAUGUGGGUCCUGCACAUUAUUUAAUCCGUCAUUAGCUCCAAUAUGCAAAGCUUGUGGUAGUGAAAAGCCCAAAGAUGAUGGAGCUAAGUUCAAAAUGUGGUCUUGCAAAUUUUGUACCUUAGAAAACAACAUGCUCUUGGAUAAAUGUGAAGCUUGUGGACAAUGGAGAUAUUCAUAUGGACAACCAGUGUCUACGCAGACUCCUAAUUCUGGUACCUAGGGCUUGGAAUCCAUUUAUCGGGUACCCUGUACAGAUGAUGGAAGUUAUUCGGCAAGUACUCGUGGUUAUAUAUAUUUACACACAAUCCACUUGUGUACCUGGGUGCAUGUGAAUGCUGGCAUUUUAGUAUUUGGUUUCAUUCUCCUUUUUGAAAGCAACAAAAUAUAUUAACUUUUUGUAAAUAGCAUGCUCUUAUACAUUCUUACGCAUUCUACUUGUGUAAUUUGAACGGCCAGACUUGUGUCGUACCAUGAAAAUGCAUAGAUUUUUCUCUAUGCUUUACUAAUUGCAAAAAGCAGAAAAUUUUAGUUUUA